Messenger RNA from Achroia grisella, 1054 nucleotides. Its product is annotated as elongation of very long chain fatty acids protein 7-like. Gene Ontology annotation, molecular function: fatty acid elongase activity. Gene Ontology annotation, biological process: very long-chain fatty acid biosynthetic process; sphingolipid biosynthetic process; fatty acid elongation, saturated fatty acid. Bases 126 to 938 code for a protein of 270 amino acids. The record is from RefSeq and is a predicted model, not a curated record. NCBI's taxonomy places the organism in Eukaryota, Metazoa, Arthropoda, Insecta, Lepidoptera, Pyralidae. Gene Ontology annotation, cellular component: endoplasmic reticulum membrane. The transcript is spliced from 5 exons.
UUAAUUUAUCUGGCAAGUUAACCUACAGUACAAUUUAUCUAUGACCCCACACUAGACUGUGCUGUAUCGUGGAAGUCAAUGUAAAAGAAAUUAACACUGCUGGUACGGCGAUCAGAGAAAAAAUCAUGGAAGCCAUCUUUAGAAAAUAUCAUGAAGUAUUUUAUGAAAAAGCAGACCCUAGAUGCAAGGAUUGGCCUUUGAUGAGCUCACCGUGGUCUAUUGUGACUAUCAUUGUAACGUAUUUGAUCAUUAUCAAGUUGAUUCUACCUAUGCAUAUGAAGGACAAGAAGCCAUACAACUUAAGGCUUGUAAUGAAGUGGUAUAACAUCAUUCAGAUCCUCGCUAAUGCAGUUGUCUCUUGGGGGAUUUUGACCUCGGGUUGGACUACCACCUAUCACUUUGGUUGCAUGCUCCCGGACUACUCGAUGAAUCCUGAAGCAUUGAGGAUGCUUAGGUUCCUCUGGUGGACAUUGCUGAUUAAAAUAUUCGAAAUGUUGGAGACCAUGUUCUACAUACUGAGAAAGAAGGACCGUCAAGCUUCAUUCUUACAUGUUUACCAUCACAUAAGCACUAUGACUUUCGUCUGGAUGGCUGUAAAAUAUGUGGGAGGUGGAAUUACGUCAUUUUCGCCAAUGCUCAACAACGCGGUACAUGUUAUCAUGUACAGUUACUACUUAUUGUCAGCUGAAGGUAGCCCGAGAACUAAACAGUUCCUCACUAAACACAAGAAAUGGCUCACAACUUUCCAAAUGGUGCAAUUCACUGUAAUCCUGGUGUACUCCUCACAAAUAUUCCUACCAAGCUGUCCAGCACCGCUCGGAGUUGGUAUAAUGUAUAUACCCAAUGUUGUAUUAGUUUAUUAUAUGUUCUACAACUUUUAUAUUAAUAAUUACACAACUAAAUGUAAUGUGAAUGGAAAUAGUGUUAAAACAAAUUAAUUAUUAUGAGAAUUCUUUCUUGAAGACUGACAUUAAAUAUUUAUUGAUUGUUAAUAUUAUUGUAUUAUAUAAUUGUAUAUGUAUUAGAGACGGAUUAAUAAAUCUAUGUGUUAAAA